Drosophila persimilis is the source of this 1610-nucleotide messenger RNA. RefSeq names its product cytochrome P450 4e2. Gene Ontology annotation, molecular function: iron ion binding; monooxygenase activity; oxidoreductase activity, acting on paired donors, with incorporation or reduction of molecular oxygen. The record is from RefSeq and is a predicted model, not a curated record. The transcript has 5 exons. NCBI's taxonomy places the organism in Eukaryota, Metazoa, Arthropoda, Insecta, Diptera, Drosophilidae. Bases 1 to 1581 code for a protein of 526 amino acids.
AUGUGGUUUGCGUUGUAUUUGGUCCUGGCGCUUCCGCUCCUUUGGCUGGCCUAUUUGGAGCUAAAGUCACUUCGGAGACGAAGAGUACUGAACAAGUUCAAGGGGCCGAAGGUCUUGCCUGUCGUUGGCAAUGCCCAUCAGCUGGGUAGGACUCCUCCAGAGAUUCUUGGCCAAAUGUUUGAAUGGUGGUAUCAGCAUGACAAGGAUAACUUUCGCUACUGGAUCGGCUACUACCCGAAUUUAAUGGUCACCAGAACCAAGUACUUCGAGUUCAUACUAAGCAGUCAGACACUAAUAUCGAAAGCUGAAGUCUAUAGCCUCAUGCAGCCCUGGCUGGGCUUGGGCCUCCUCACCAGCACCGGCAGCAAAUGGCACAAGCAUCGAAAGAUGAUUACGCCCUCCUUCCACUUCAAUGUCCUGCAGGACUUUCACGAAGUGAUGAAUGAGAAAUCGACAAAGUUCAUCAAGCACCUGAAAAACGUGUCGGGUGGGGGCAGCAUUUUUGACUUUCAGGAGCAGGCCCAUUUCUUGACUCUGGAUAUAAUUUGCGAGACAGCCAUGGGAGUAUCCAUAAAUGCAAUGGAAAACCAAGACUCGGAAUUAGUACAAGCUUUCAAAGACAUGUGUUACAACAUAAAAGUAAGAACAUUUAGUUCUUGGAAGCGAAAUCCAACGCUAUAUCAAUUUGCUUCCGACUACCCCGCCUAUUGUAAGACGUUGAAGACCCUGCAGGACUUUACCCACGACGUCAUCGAGAAGCGCUUGAAUGCCCACAAAGAGGGUACCGUUUUAGCCAGCCACGGCGAUGAGUUUUCACGGAAAAAGAUGGUAUUCCUCGACACGUUACUCUCAGCAACAGUUGACGGUCGCCCUCUGACUUCCCAAGAGCUUUACGAGGAAGUCUCCACAUUUAUAUUUGCAGGCCACGAUACGACCACUUCGGCAAUUUCAUUUGCCUUAUAUUUGGUCUCCAGACACCAAGAUGAGCAGCGAAAAUUAUUCGAAGAGCAGCGCGAGGUGAUGGGUGAUUCCGGACUGGAUCGUGAAGCAACCUUCCAGGAAAUCUCUGAAAUGAAAUAUUUGGAUCUAUUUAUCAAGGAGGCCCAGCGCGUUUAUCCCAGUGUUCCAUUCGUCGGUCGUUAUACCGAGAAGGACUAUGUGAUUGACGGAGACCUCGUGCCUAAGGGUACCACACUCCAUAUGGGAAUAUUUAUGCUCGGCUACGAUGAUCGUGUUUUCAAGGAACCCCAUAAAUUCCGACCCCAACGAUUCGAGGAGGAGAAACCCGGUCCCUUCGAGUAUGUGCCCUUCAGUGCCGGUCCCCGCAACUGUAUUGGCCAGAAGUUCGCUCUGCUGGAGAUCAAGACGGUGGUAUCCAAAAUUAUUCGCCACUUUGAGGUGCUGCCUGCCCUGGAUGAGCUUGCCUCCAAGGAUGGUUACAUAAGAACAACGCUAGGCUUGCCGCCUACAGAGAAGAGGAAACGCGACUUGCAACAACACAAAUACGAUCCUAUUCUGUUAGUCGCGAUGAGCCUGAAGUCAGAGAAUGGAAUUUACCUUCGCCUCAAAGAAAGGUUUUAGGCAAUGAUAUUAAAGUAAACGGUAUUGGC